AUGAAGUUUAUACUCGAAAAUACUCAGAGCUGCUUGUAUAUGAUUUUUCUAUUAAAAAUCGUUGUUGAUCACGAAGCUUCGUCACAUAUGGAAUUAUAAAUAUGUAUACCUAAUUAAUAAUCAUUAGUCUUUUUUAUAAGAAAAAUCAUUAAUCUAUCUAAAGUUAAAACAUGUCUUGGUGAAUAAAAGAACAUAAGUUUAGUAACAUAAAAAACCAUAUAAGUCUACAAACAGCUAGCUAAAAGCACUCACAACAACACACACCUCCUAUUCUAUUUGCACAUCAACUUUCUUCUUACACAACUCGGACAAUGAAAAACUCCUCCGCCGUCACAUCACCACUGUCUCUCUCCCUCUUCCUCCUCUUCCUCCUACCGUUUCUAGCUCAAUCCUCCGAUGAUCUGAUCGACACGAUCUGCAAAGCGACACCAUUCUUUGACCUCUGUGAAGCUUCUCUCCGCCCUCUCUCUCCCUCACCUCCCGAUACCAAGUCUAUAGCUUCCGCAAUGGCCAACGUUGUGCUCGGAAACAUGACCGAUACCUUAGGAUAUAUUCAAUCACUCAUCAGACAUUCUCAAGAUCCGGCCGCGGAACGAGCGCUGGCUCAGUGCGCCGAGGUGUACCGGCCGGUGGUCCGGUUCAACAUUCCUCAGGCCAUCGAAGCAAUGGGGCGAGGGGAGUUCGGAUUCGCGAUGUAUGUCCUCGGAGACGCCCAGAAACAGUCUGAUUCUUGUCAGAAAUGGAUCAAUAGUGCCGGCGCCGACGAUGAAAGCUCGGUACCUCUUACGGCUAGAAACAAGCUGGUUAAGAAUCUUUGUGACGUGGCGAUAUCUGUGAUUAAGUCUCUAAUGAAUGGUCGUUAAGAAUCUUUGUGUCUGUUGAAAAUAAUAAUCAUAUAUAUACAUAUAUUUGUAAACA
Messenger RNA from Brassica napus (rape), 918 nucleotides. RefSeq names its product cell wall / vacuolar inhibitor of fructosidase 1. NCBI's taxonomy places the organism in Eukaryota, Viridiplantae, Streptophyta, Magnoliopsida, Brassicales, Brassicaceae. The transcript has a single exon. The record is from RefSeq and is a predicted model, not a curated record. Gene Ontology annotation, biological process: negative regulation of catalytic activity. Bases 312 to 863 code for a protein of 183 amino acids. Gene Ontology annotation, molecular function: enzyme inhibitor activity.